This is a messenger RNA of Cloeon dipterum, 1897 nucleotides long. RefSeq names its product locomotion-related protein Hikaru genki-like. Lineage: Eukaryota; Metazoa; Arthropoda; Insecta; Ephemeroptera; Baetidae. The record is from RefSeq and is a predicted model, not a curated record. Bases 83 to 1702 code for a protein of 539 amino acids. The transcript has 9 exons.
UGUUGUCUUGGCGGGCAGUGCGAGCCAGUGAGUUGAGCAUGUGAGACGGGUGCCGAGCGCUCUGACUAUCUCCCGGCCCACGAUGACCCCGCGACCAGGCCACAUGCUGCUCCUUUUGGCCGUCGCUGCGGCCGCCGCCGCCGCCGCCGAGCCGCGACUGGAAAACGAGGCAGCAGAGAACACGCCUGACAACAACGUCGUGUCGUCCCGAUGCAACCCCCCGGAGCUGAGUCUGGCCGGAAACCGCGUCGUCUCGGCCGACUUCACAGUCAUCACCGAGGUGCACUUUUGGGGCGCCAUCGGUCCUCUAGGUGAUCGCAAACUGUGCAAAAUCAAGUGCAUCGAUGGCGGUUGGUUCGGACCGCUUUGCCAAGUCAAGGAUGACGGCAAGUUCCAUCCGCUGCUCAGGAACUGUCACUUCAAGGCCCUUCCGCCGCAGCUGCUGGUGACAUACCAAAACGUCAGCAUUGAGACCGACUCCAAGAAAGUGUUUCCCCACGGGGUCGAAGUGAUGGUUCGCUGCAGAGAAGUCGGCUCCUAUAAACUGCUCGGAGAGUCUGUGCUUGAGUGCCAAAACGGCGUCUGGAGUCAUCCGCUGCCCAUUUGCAUCCCGACCACCACGCUCACCAACUUCUCAGACGAAUCUCCACCCACACUGCUGAUUAAAGUGCCGACCGGAUCAUCAGCUGUAGAGCCGCGUGGUGAAUUGGCAGUUUUUCCUGGAAGUAUCGUCCAUCUUGAGUGUGCUUUUUCCAGGAAAUUGGGCAACCCUGAAUGGACCUGGACGUCCAAAUUCAGAGAGUACAUGACAGGCUGGGCCAUGUCUGCAGAGGAACGUGAUUGGAAGUACCGUCUCUCCAUUUACUACAGCAAGCCCCAAGACUCAGGUGAAUUUACCUGCACCACGCCCAUCGGCACAUCAAACACGAUUGUAAUCAACGUGAAAGCCAUUCACUGCCCCCUCCUGGAGGUGAUUGACCCUCACGUGACUGCCAGGAUCGAGGGCAGCCGCAUGGGCCACACGGCCUCAUUCCAGUGCCCUGUGGGCUUCUUCCUGAACGGCACCUCCAACCUGACUUGCGAAGCGACAGGACACUGGUCGUCUCCGCCGCCAAAGUGUUUGCCCGUGCAGUGUCCGUCAGUGAAUCCAGUGGACCCGCGGUUGGACGUGGUCAACGUGAACAGGAGCUACGGCGGCAGGGUGACCUUCAGCUGCCCUUGGGGCUACAAACUGACGGGACCGCCGAAUCUGGACUGCCUGAGCAACGGUCGGUGGUCGGGUAAGGUGCCGCAAUGCCAGCCGGUACACUGUCCGCCGCCACAGCCGCCACCCAACGGCCGAAUCCUUGAGACGGGUGGACAGGCCCUGUCCGACGGCCGCUACUCGGUUGGAAGCGCUGUCCAGUUUGGCUGCGCUGAGUCGUAUCAGCUGAUGGGAGAGCCCACCAUUGUCUGCACUGAAAGAGGAUUUUGGUCGCACUCGCCUCCCUUCUGCAAGCCGCGCUGCUCGUAUCCAGGUGACCCUGUCAACGGGCACAUCGCGCCCAUCAAGUUCUACUACGAGCCCGGCGACCACGUCAAGGUGACGUGCAACCCCGGCUUCGUGGUGCGAGAGCGGACGGCCACCUCACGGCCCACGUGCCGCCCGGACGGUUCCUGGUCUGAGAAAAUGCCCACCUGCGUCGACUACUCGGAAGUGUAGACGAGGCUUGUUGCCCACUCGACCGCCGACAUUCGUGUUUGUGCGGUCGGAAACUCUGACUUAAGAUGCAUCGCGCUACAAUUUAUUGUAUUUUCUGUUGUGCGAACGCAUUUCUCUCUGUGUGUACUCCUCCAUGCAUGGUUCUUCUCGAUUGUUGUUCAUGUGCAAUAAACUUGUAACGAAGUAUGUUGGUAA